Messenger RNA from Tigriopus californicus, 1761 nucleotides. RefSeq names its product spartin-like. The transcript is spliced from 3 exons. Lineage: Eukaryota; Metazoa; Arthropoda; Copepoda; Harpacticoida; Harpacticidae. The record is from RefSeq and is a predicted model, not a curated record. The coding region runs from base 382 to 1572 and encodes 396 amino acids. Gene Ontology annotation, biological process: cell division; negative regulation of BMP signaling pathway. Gene Ontology annotation, cellular component: plasma membrane.
UGGGGAGGACGCAGUGCGCACAUGCGUCACUCACAUAAGGGCACUCACGCACAUCCAUCUAGGAGGCAGAGUGUGGGCCGUCAAGGGGAAACCGGGGCUAGUGGGUCUUCGCCUACAAAGUCUACACUCCCUCAGAGUCACAGGCACAUGUACAGGGGGACGGGGCGAGUUGCUUCCCCCCCCCCCGGCCACUGUAGGCCCAUGAUUUCGGCUCGGCUGAUUUGUCCAAGAAAAAACAGUCUUACCUGAGUGUCAGCAAGUCAGGGACACAAAUACAAGUUCAAUCGAUUUGGUACUUGACAUCGAUAUAGCUCGCUCGGCUAGCCUUAAUACCAGAUAAAACCAGGUUAAAACCCUAAACCCCCACCUCACUCCCGAGUCAUGUCGGUGAUCCCAUCGCCUUACGGGGCCCUUUCGUCGGAAGUGGCCUCGGCCAUGCACGAUUUGAAUCGCGUGGACGAGGAAGUCCUCUUGGGAGGCGAUGCGCGCCUAUUGGAACCCAGUCGCGAGGCUGAAGAACUAUUCCAAUUGCCUGACGGUGUGCAGAUCUUUUUUAUUAAGCCCGAUGGAACCGUGUCCACGUUUUCAGCUCCUUCCACUCUACGGAUAUUCAAGUUUAGGCAGCAACUCGGUGUCGAAUCCGAGACUCCCACUUUUAUUCAGGUUGGAGGGUGGACUCAUCCCUUGAUACCGGGGGCUUCCCCGGUUUUGGAGGCGGCCAAUGGAGCUUUUAUGUUUCCAGACGUGUACUCCAGCGAGUCAGGCUCGUCCGUCGGCAUAGUUCUGGCACCAGAAGUCCCUUCUAAUAUUAGAGAUCAACUCAGAGAACUCUUGGACACUUACACAGCUCUAAAAUCUCAAACUCUACUUCCUGAGGACCAGCGAUUGGGCACUAUCGGAAAAACCUUGGUCAAGGGUGCGGAAUAUGUCAAUAAAGGAUUAGAUUACGGAUCAAAACGUGCCUGUGAGCUGAUUGAAUACGUGGGUGAACAGCAGCGCACUAAGUUGAUUCCAGCCGAGACCGACACCAAAGUUGGUGCCACCUUUAAAUAUUCAGCGAAAGGCGCCCUCUAUGCCACUCAUGCUACGGUGAAGGUGAGUGGGUUUGUAGCCAACCGAGUGGGCAAGCUUACCAAAGGAGUCUCCAACUAUCUCGCAUCCAAAAUUGAGAAGCCGAUGACCGGAGCAGUGGUUAGCCAAUCCGGUGGCCCACCGAAGUCCAGUUCAAUGAGAAGCCUCUUUGAUGCGGCUCGAGGUGGUCUUAUUGCUUACGGAACUGUCUAUGCUGGAUUGGAAGAUUCCGCCAAAAGCCUAGGCACAUGUGUCAAAAGCCAAUCCGUUAGAGUGGUGGAGCACAAAUACGGACAAGAAGCUGGUGUAGUUUAUGGCGAUGCAAUGACGGCGGCCGGAAAUGCAGCCAUGACUUAUAUGAAUGUCACAUCCUUGGGGGUGAAGGGUUUGGUGAAAAGGACAGCCAAAGACACUGGGAAGGCCGUUGGCAAGGCAGUUAUCAACGCUCACGUGGAAAAGAAGGUCAAGGUGGAUGAUGGGAGUGCAGUUGCCUCGCAAUAAAUCCGACUUUAGUGACCCCAUGCUUGUGGAGAAAGAAAUUUUCUACUUACAAAAUGCUACCACCGUCCUUGCCUUAUACAUAUUUAAGCCUAUAUGUUAGUGAGAUACCUUGAAACUAAAUAAUGCACUUUACAAAGAAAAUUAUCAUGCAAUCCUUGGCAUAAUAUUAUCAUAACAUGUCGCUCUUUA